CGCCCAGAGACUUCGUUUGUCCCGCCCCCAGCCAAACCAGCUGCUUCUGACGUCACUUUGAGCGCGGAGUUUGUUGGCGGAAAAAAAUAUCUGUGAAACAAGUCUGAUUCAGAGUGGCUUCCUUUAUCCUUUGUGUAUUAAAGAUUUCCCCGUCGAAACCCGAAAACAUUCGUCAACAAUAUUUUCGUUUGAAAUGAGAUUUUAUUGAAUUAAAAGGAUCCAAGAAAGAUGGAGGUGUCUCCUAUCGAAAAGGAACUGAACCACACCGAGGAGUGCCCCAUCAAGGAUGAGAGGAGCCACAGAAGAGCCAAAAGAUCAAGGAAUGUGGAGAUGGAGAUUGACAACCUUUACAAAGCAGUCCCUCAGCUUCACAAAGUUUUCAACGUCAUAGACAAAAUCGGAGAAGGCACCUUCAGUGCAGUAUACCUUGGGGAGGCUAAGAUGCUGGAUGGGGGCCGGGAGAGGUUUGCCCUCAAGCGUCUCAUUCCCACCAGCCACCCUGCUCGAAUCGCUGCUGAACUCCAGUGUCUCACCAUCGCCGGGGGCAGGGAGAACGUGAUGGGCGCCACCUACUGCUUCAGGAGGGAGGGAGAGGUGGUGAUCGUCAUGCCCUACAUGGAGCACCAACCCAUUGGGGAGAUCAUCGGGCUGCUGAGCUUUGAGGAGGUCCGUCUGUACAUCUACAACCUGCUGAAAGCCCUUAAACACAUCCACCAGUUUGGGAUCAUCCAUCGCGACAUUAAGUUCAACAACUUCCUCUACAACCGGAGAGCCAAGAUGUAUUCCCUGGUGGACUUUGGCCUUGCGCAGGGCACGGCCGACACCCAGAUCGAGCUGCUGAAGGUGGUGAAGCAGAGGGCCACUCAGAAGGCUGGGGGGGCCACAGGGAAGACAGACACUGGGGUUCCGGGGAAGAAGGCCCCUAGAGCCUCAGACACUCCCACGCCCCUCACCACCACCGGCCCCCCCUCUCCCCCUCAGCCCCAACAGCAGUCCGCCGCCCCGCCUUCCUCCUCCUCUUCCUCCACCACCGCCACCGUCACCCCCACCACUGCUACCUCAUCUCCGUCAACUGGGAAACAAGUGGCUCGGCCUGCCACCACCACCACCACCUCCACCACUUCUAAACACACCAAGUUGUCGCGUCUGAGCCGGACCCUGCGGCCCGUGUUUGGAGAGAGGAACCUCAACAGCGUCCCCUCGGCCCCCACCGCCCCCACCACCAUCACCACCACCACCACCGCCACCACCAAGCCCCCGGCCGCAAGGAUAGAGCUGGUGAAGCCGGGGAGGACGGAGGACCUGGUCACCAGGCGGGUGGCCCCGCCCCCGCCCCCCCGGAAGCCGCUCCCGGCCAGGAGCCUCCCCCGGACCUCCACCGUCAGCCCCGCCCUCACCUGCCACUGCUUCCAGACGGAGCGGGUCUGCAACAUCUGCAAGUCCAGUAAAAAAAAAAGGCCUGAUUUUAAGAAUGUGUGGCGUGGGUGGCCCGAGCCCCCAGUCCCGUAUCGCGUGGCUCUAAACCCCGCUCCACAUCUCUGUUCCUCCAGGAAGAAGCAGGUGGCCCCCAGGGCGGGAACCCCCGGGUUCAGGGCCCCAGAGGUCCUGACCUGCUGCCCCACCCAGGGGACCGCUGUCUCUGGUCAGCUGGUGAAGCCGGGGAGGACGGAGGACCUGGUCACCAGGCGGGUGGCCCCGCCCCCGCCCCCCCGGAAGCCGUUCCCGGCCAGGAGCCUCCCCCGGACCUCCACCGUCAGCCCCGCCCUCACCUGCCACUGCUUCCAGACGGAGCGGGUCUGCAACAUCUGCAUGUCCAGGAAGAAGCAGGUGGCCCCCAGGGCGGGAACCCCCGGGUUCAGGGCCCCAGAGGUCCUGACCUGCUGCCCCACCCAGGGGACCGCCAUAGACGUGUGGUCGGCGGGCGUGAUCCUGCUGUCUCUGCUCAGCAACCGCUACCCCUUCUUCAAGGGCAGCGAGGACCUGGUGAGCCUCACGCAGAUCAUGAUCGUACGUGGCUCCCGGGAGACCGUCCAGGCCGCCCAGACCUUUGGCAAGGCGGUGGUCUGCAGCCGCGAGCUCCCCCGCCAGGACCUGCGGCUGCUCUGUGAGCGGCUCCGGGGCCGCCGGCCCGCGCCCGACGGGGACGAGGCACGCCUGGGGGAGGGGAAGGAGGACCAGGAGGAGGGGCCCAGGCCCAGCGGCGUGGCAGCAGCUCCGCCCGCCGAGGGGCCGCGGCCCCCGGCGCCCGUCAACGACCAUCACCUCCCCAUCAAGAAGCAGCACCGCCGCCUCGAGUGCACCGCCGGGGUCCCCGCUCCGAAGGCCCCCCGGCUGGAGGGCGCUGAGGGGGUCCGGGCGGAGGAGGAGGAGGAGCGGGGCUGGGACAGAGUUCCAGGCGAGGCCUACGGGCUCUUGGACAGACUGCUGGACCUGAACCCGGCCACCAGGAUCACAGCGGCCGAGGCCCUGCUCCACCCGCUGUUCACAGACCUCCACUGACCCCCCGAGGCCCUGCUCCACCCGCUGUUCACAGACCUCCACUGACCCCCCGAGGCCCUGCUCCACCCGCUGUUCACAGACCUCCACUGACCCCCCGAGGCCCUGCUCCACCCGCUGUUCACAGACCUCCACUGACCCCCCGAGGCCCUGCUCCACCCGCUGUUCACAGACCUCCACUGACCCCCCCGAGGCCCUGCUCCACCCGCUGUUCACAGACCUCCACUGACCCCCGGAGGCUCCGUGAAGGCCCUUCUCCACCCGACACAAUGGACGAGUUAAAGAGAAGGAGCCUCUUCUUGUGGAGAGGUUUUUAUUUAGUAGGGCCCCUCAGUCUAACUUCAGAAGGAGCAAAGCGUUUGAAACCAGAUGGUUUUUUGUUUGGGCGGGUUGGAGGAGUUUGGUUUUCAGUUGUAAAUAAUUCCUGGUGCCUUUGCUUUAUGUGUGUAAAGAUGAACGAGUACUAUUUAAAUGUUUUAAUUUUAUAAUUCUUCUAAAUAAUAAAUGUCAACUAAAAGUGGA
Messenger RNA from Gadus morhua (Atlantic cod), 3018 nucleotides. RefSeq names its product cell division cycle 7 homolog (S. cerevisiae) (gene cdc7). The record is from RefSeq and is a predicted model, not a curated record. The transcript has 14 exons. Lineage: Eukaryota; Metazoa; Chordata; Actinopteri; Gadiformes; Gadidae. The coding region runs from base 229 to 2499 and encodes 756 amino acids. Gene Ontology annotation, cellular component: nucleus. Gene Ontology annotation, biological process: protein phosphorylation; mitotic DNA damage checkpoint signaling. Gene Ontology annotation, molecular function: protein serine/threonine kinase activity; ATP binding.